Messenger RNA from Scheffersomyces amazonensis, 969 nucleotides. RefSeq lists its product as uncharacterized. The coding region runs from base 415 to 906 and encodes 163 amino acids. The record is from RefSeq and is a predicted model, not a curated record. NCBI's taxonomy places the organism in Eukaryota, Fungi, Ascomycota, Pichiomycetes, Serinales, Debaryomycetaceae. The transcript has a single exon.
ACACUGUUCGCUAAGCCAGUACUCUGUUCACUGUUUUCUUAGACACUACACUGUACUACCCUGUAUAGUGGACAGAGCUCUGGUUACUGGGAAGCGACUUACCGAGCACAGCGAUCAUGUUACUGUAAAUUGUUAGUAAUCCUCACUAACUAAACUAGUCAGAAAAUUACUUAGUGAUACUGAGAGUGAUACUGAGAGUAACGAGCAAAGUAAAUACAGUGAACACAGUAAAUGUAUACUUACAGUGCGAUCUAUACAGUCAAUUCGCACUGACUACUCAGUAAUUCUCCCUAACAAUAUUUAGCAAAUCCUCGCUAACAUUCUCGCAGUCGCGUCACAAAUAAAUUUCCAGCACAUCACUAUCACCACAAUCUCCACCACUAUCACCACCACCAACUCAACUACCACCCCACAAUGGCCAACAAAUUCUCCAACAGCACCCACAUCUCCAGCAGAUUAUUCCGAUCCCUGAGGUUUAUGAUCCUCGUGAUCCUUGCCCUUUUUAUUGUGUUGUUAGGAAUCACGGCCAUCUCGGGAAGAUACGAAUCCCACGAGAUAUACAAUAAAGCUACUGACUAUGUUACUAACUCUAUCUGGAAAGAAGACAUUGAUAAAGAAGGAACUGAUCCGAAGUAUGCGGAUGACUAUGAAAAGGAACCUGCAGCUGAAGUUACAGACGAUUCUGAUUCAAUAAUUGACUCACUAGCAGAAGACCCAUUAGCAGAAGACCCAGUAGCUCAAGACCCAGUAGUUCAAGCUAAAAACACCGUAGCUGAAGACUCAGCAUCCUCUACUGCUGUAGCCAAUGCGUCAGCUGAAGAUGCUACUACUACUGCUAGUACUGCUACAGGCGGACUCUAUGCCGGCGAAGACGGUGACGCUGAUUCUCUAGAUGAAUCUAAAUAGUUAAUUAGUUAAUUAGUUAAUUGGUAAUUUGGUUAUUCGGUUUCUUAUAUACAAUAAAUGCUA